Molecule: messenger RNA, 888 nt
Organism: Blepharisma stoltei
Lineage: Eukaryota; Ciliophora; Heterotrichea; Heterotrichida; Blepharismidae
Source: the annotation of a GenBank genome assembly
AUGGGUAAGCUACAAACCUUUCUCGAAGAAUUUAAAGCUGCUUUUUACAGUGAUGACGUAGAGUGCCAACUUCGAGUUCACGAAAAGCUCGAAAAUCACUACCAUCAUCAUCCUAAUCUCCGGAAAAUCUCCCAGAAGUGUGCAGAGUAUCAAAAGUUCCUUGAAGAAAUAGAUUGCUAUGACAUGUGUCUUGAAUUGCUAUUAAAUAACGACUGAGAUCUUGAGUAUGAAGGCAACGAUAUUCUUGUCGAAAGCAGAGGAUCAGGGGCAGAUUUUGUGUCACGUGCAAGUCUUCUGAUUAAUGCUUCAAUCUUGCCCACACUUUCAGUUAUUACGGAGACUGAUUUAUUAAGCACAUGGUAAUUUAGAUGUAGGGUUCAAGUACUGAACGGAGUCGAAAUUAUUGCAGAGCCUACAAAUUCAAGAAAGCUUGGGUUUUACAAUUUUUGGUUCCCUUGGCCGCUCUCUGAUAGACAGUGCGUUUUGGAAUUCAGCGCAUAUCCUGUAAGGUCUGAGCAAGGGGUUUUAAUAAUGAUGAAGACCCCAGAAACUUCGAAAUAUCUAGGUGCUGAGAUACCGGCAGCUGCAGAAGGAUUGGCUAGGAUGAAUAUUCCGAUCGGGGGAGUAUUUGUUCAAUAUAUUUCACCAAUAUUAACUAAAGUUGUUAUUGUGGUUCAGGCAAAUGGAAAUAUUGUAUUAUUUAUUUAGAGUUCUGUACCUGAUUGACUAUUCAACUUUGGGACAAAGAGAAUCAUGUAUUACUUAAUGGACGCUUUGAGGAACCAAGUCCUAAAUUUCCAAGGAAGUAUAUAUGAAAGAAGAGUUGCUGAGAGAGAGGAAUACUAUCGAUUUAUUUGCCAGUAUAUACAGCAUAACAUUGGAGACUAA